AUGGGUAGAAGAUCACACAAACAAGAAUUACAUAAAAAAAAAGUUGAGAUUAGUCAAACUAUUUAUUUACCACGUUCUUGGGACUACUAUGAAAGAUUUAAACAACCAUAUUUUUAUCCAUUCGAAUUCAGCCAAAUAGAAAUCAAACAAUCCGAAUUGGGUGAUAUCAAAAUCAAUGCAACUCUUUGGGAUACAGCAAUUGUAAUGUCAAAAUUUUUUGAAUUAGAAAUUGGUAGAGAUGGAUUAAAGGGUAAAAGAAUUAUAGAGUUGGGUAGUGGUGUUGGUUUGUUGGGUGUUGUAUUAUCACUUUUAGGGGCAGAUAUUAUUAUUACAGAACAAAAAAGUAUGCAUGGUAUUUUAGAGUAUAAUGUUAAAAAGAAUUGUAAAGAUCUCAGCAAAACCAAAGUUCAAGAAUUGUGGUGGGGUGACAAUAUAUUGGAUUUUAAACCACCAUUUGAUAUGAUUGUUGGUUCAGAUUUAAUUUAUGAAGAUCAUUGUAUUGAUCUUUUAUUAAAAUCAUUAAUGGAUCUCAGUUCAUUCCAUCCAAAACCAAAGAGCAAAUACAGCGAUAUCAUCGAUCAAUUAGAUGAAAAUGGUAAUAUACCUGAAAACUUAUUAGAGAAUUUAAAAAUCAAUAAUGACAAUGAAGAAGAAGAAGAAAAUGACGAAGAAGAGGAAGAAGAGGUAGAAGAGGAAGAAAAAGAAGAAAAAGAGGAUUUAGAUGAAGAAGAUAGAGAUGAUUUAGAAGAGGAUAAUAAAAAAGAAAAUAUAUAUGACAGCAAUUUCCAAUAUAACAAAGAGAUCAAAAAGAAAUAUAAAAAUAAGAAAAUAAAAGAAGAUGAUGAAGAGUUAAAAGGCGAAGAUUAUUUGGUUUCUUCGUCAUUGCUUGAGCCAAACCCAGAUACUGUAAUUUACUUAGGCUAUGAACACAGAGAAAUGAAUGCUGAAUCAAUUUUUAUGAAUAAAGUUAACAAAUAUUUCCACGUUGAAACUAUUACAACAAAGCAUUUAAAUCCUGGUUUUUCUGGUGUCGAUAUUAGAAUUUUGAAAAUGAAGAAAAUAAAACAACAACCACCACAAGAAGAAAAAGAUAAAGAGGAAAAUAAAUAA
Molecule: messenger RNA, 1110 nt
Organism: Dictyostelium purpureum
Lineage: Eukaryota; Evosea; Eumycetozoa; Dictyosteliales; Dictyosteliaceae
Exons: 2
Coding region: 1-1110 (369 amino acids)
Biological process (GO): peptidyl-lysine methylation
Cellular component (GO): cytoplasm
Molecular function (GO): protein-lysine N-methyltransferase activity
Source: RefSeq, a predicted model, not a curated record